This is a messenger RNA of Entamoeba nuttalli P19, 1692 nucleotides long. RefSeq names its product serine palmitoyltransferase, putative. Gene Ontology annotation, cellular component: endoplasmic reticulum. Gene Ontology annotation, biological process: ceramide biosynthetic process; sphingosine biosynthetic process. Gene Ontology annotation, molecular function: serine C-palmitoyltransferase activity; pyridoxal phosphate binding. Lineage: Eukaryota; Evosea; Mastigamoebida; Endamoebidae. The record is from RefSeq and is a predicted model, not a curated record. Bases 1 to 1692 code for a protein of 563 amino acids. The transcript has a single exon.
AUGGGUACAUUCUCAAAAUCAUUUGCUUCUGCAGGUGGGUAUAUUGCUUCAGAUAAAAAUACUAUUUCAAUGUUAAGAUCUAAUUGUUAUUCAUAUGUUUAUGGAUCUCCAAUGUCACCAGUAGAAGCACAACAAAUUAUUUCAUGUUUAGAAAUGAUGAAAACAGAAGAAGGACAAAAAAGAAUUGCACAAUUAAGAAAAUCUUCAAUUUGUUUUAGAAGGAGACUUAUUGAAGCAGGAUGUCAUGUUCUUGGUGAUACUGAUUCACCAGUUAUUCCAGUUAUGUUAUAUCAUACAGGAAAAAUUAAAGACAUUUGUCGUAUUUGUUUAAAGGGAGGAGUUGCUGUUGUUGGAGUAGGAUUUCCAGCAUGUACACCAACAUCAUGUCGUGUAAGGUUCUGUAUUUCUGCAGCACAUACUGAUGAAGAUAUGGACAAAGCAUAUAACGUUAUGAUUAAUGGAAUGAAAGAAAUAGGAUGCAUUUUUGGAAAUACCCCUCAACCAAAUGUUAUUUAUCAUCCACCAAAAGUUGAUUUAUCUGAACUUGAGGCAUUACCAAAAGAACCAAGAGAAAUGACUUUAUUAAGUGAAAAUUCUGAUAAUAGAAAAAUAAUACAAGAAGUAACAAGACCAGUUGGUGUUGAAUUAAGUUCAUAUGAUAUUCAUGGAUUUAAUCAAGACAUAGAAAGAACAGAAGAAUUAAUUAAUGUUAUUAACAACUUUGGAUGUGGUUCAUGUGGUCCACGAGCAUUUUAUGGAACUACAACAGAACAUUUAGAUGUAGAAAAAGAAUUAAUGAAGUAUUUUGGAACUACAGAUGCAUUAGUUUAUAGUUAUGGAAAUAAUACAUUAACAUCAGUAAUUCCAGUAUAUGGUAAAAAAGGAGAUUUUAUAUUAGUUGAUGAAUAUUGUAAUUAUCCAAUUCAAUUAGGAUGUAGAUUAUCACGAGCCACAACUAUAAAAUAUAAUCAUAAUGACGCAAAAGAUCUUCAAGAAAAAUUAAACGAAUAUAAACAAAAAAUUGUUUAUCCUAAUAAAAUUAUUAUUAUAACUGAAGGUGUUUUCCAACAUGACUUCUCUAUUGCUCCAUUAAAUGAUAUUGUUUCUUUAAGAAGUAAAAAUGUAUUAUUAAUUGUUGAUGAUUCUCUUGGUAUAGGAGCUCUUGGUGCAACUUUGAAAGGAACAUUAGAACAUCUUGGACUAACUGUUAAUGAUGUUGAUGUCCUUUGUGGUUCUAUGGAAUUUGUGUGUGAUACUGUUGGUGGUUUUGUAGUUGGACAUUAUGAUAUGAUUGAAAGACAACGACUUCUUGGUGCUGGAUUUAUUUUCUCUGCUUCAGCCCCUCCUUUCACUUGUCGUGCUGGUAAAAUUGCAUUUGAACGAUUUGCUAGUAAGGGAGUUGAUAUGGGAAUUGAAUUAAGAGAAAGAAGAAAUAAGUUCAACCAAAUGAUGAAAGAACAAGUAAAAAAUGUAGAGAUGAUUGGUGAUGAGUCUCUUCCAUUUGUUUUAUUAAAUUCUAAAGAUAAUCAACAAUUAAUUGAUGUAUUAAAAGAAAAAGGAUAUCAUGCUGUUCUUCAACAUCAUUUGGAUGAAGAUUGGUGUCAAAACAAAUUUGUACGUUUGUGUAUUGGAAAUCAAUUAACAGAAACCAAAAUGACAGAUAUCAUUACAGCCUUUGCUAAAUUAAAUUAA